This is a messenger RNA of Drosophila sechellia, 871 nucleotides long. RefSeq names its product elongase F (gene eloF). The record is from RefSeq and is a predicted model, not a curated record. Gene Ontology annotation, cellular component: endoplasmic reticulum membrane. Gene Ontology annotation, biological process: fatty acid elongation, monounsaturated fatty acid; fatty acid elongation, polyunsaturated fatty acid; sphingolipid biosynthetic process. Gene Ontology annotation, molecular function: fatty acid elongase activity. Bases 55 to 831 code for a protein of 258 amino acids. The transcript is spliced from 2 exons. Lineage: Eukaryota; Metazoa; Arthropoda; Insecta; Diptera; Drosophilidae.
AAUUUCUAAGUUGGAUUUAGACACUAUCGAUCGCGCAACUCGAUUAGAUUCGCCAUGUUCGCUCCGAUAGAUCCUGUAAAGAUACCCGUUUUCAGCGAUCCAUGGGUCCCCAUGGUCACGUUGAGUGGCUAUCUGCUGUUUGUGCUCAAGCUGGGCCCCAAAAUCAUGGAGAACCGUAAACCCUUCCAUUUGAGUGGCGUCAUCAGGGUCUACAACAUAUUCCAGAUCCUUUACAACGGUCUAAUACUCGUUUUAGGAAUUCACUUCCUGUUUGUGCUGAAAGCCUACCAAAUCAGCUGUAUUGUCAGCCUGCCGAUGGAUCACAAAUACAAGGAUAGAGAGCGUUUGAUUUGCAUUUUGUACAUGCUGAACAAAUUCGUGGACCUUGUGGAAACGAUAUUCUUCGUGCUCCGCAAGAAGGACAGACAGAUAUCCUUCCUGCACGUCUUCCAUCAUUUUGCGAUGGCAUUUCUGGGAUAUCUGUACUACUACUUCCACGGCUACGGUGGUGUUGCCUUUCCACAGUGCCUGCUAAACACCGCCGUCCAUGUGAUUAUGUACGCCUACUACUACCUAUCCUCGAUCAGCCAGGAGCUGCAGCGAAGUCUCUGGUGGAAGAAGUACAUCACCAUUGCCCAGCUGGUUCAGUUCGGCAUAAUCCUGCUCCACUGUACCAUCACGCUGGCACAGCCAGACUGCGCAGUCAACAGACCUUUGACCUACGGAUGCGGAUCGCUGUCAGCGUUCUUUGCAGUGAUAUUUAGCCAAUUUUAUUUUCAAAACUAUAUAAAGCCAGGAAAGAAGUCAUCUAAACAGUCAGCUAUUCAUUAAAAUCUUUGAGAUUAAAAAAAUUAACUAAAUUGAAACGAAA